This is a messenger RNA of Jaminaea rosea, 2550 nucleotides long. RefSeq names its product phosphatidylserine decarboxylase. Gene Ontology annotation, molecular function: phosphatidylserine decarboxylase activity. Bases 75 to 2066 code for a protein of 663 amino acids. Gene Ontology annotation, cellular component: mitochondrion. Lineage: Eukaryota; Fungi; Basidiomycota; Exobasidiomycetes; Microstromatales. The transcript has 2 exons. The record is from RefSeq and is a predicted model, not a curated record. Gene Ontology annotation, biological process: phosphatidylethanolamine biosynthetic process.
GGCCUUGGUACCUUCCUCCUACCCCAACCUCGUCAACGCAGCGCUGCGCUACGAGGUCGAACAUCACCAGCAGGAUGGCAGAGUCGUUCAGGGGCGCACACGCGGUGCUACAGCGCAGCCUAGCAUCAGCGAGGUACUCACCGCAAUGCCGCUUCCUCAACACCUCCUCAGCAUCUCGUUCAAUAGCUCGGCCAACUUCCCUCCUCAUCCUCUCUGCCUCUCCUCGCUUCUCAGCAGCAUGUACGCAGCAAGCAGGCGUACGCUCAUUCUACGCCUCUGCUGUGGCGCAUAGAGUACCCCCGCGCGACCCAUUGGAGGCAGAGCGCGAAGCAGGCACCGUCGCAGGUAAUCGUCACGCACGAGCGAAGGCAGAUGCCUUGGCCGCCGAGGCAGCGGCAAAGCAGCAAUCAGGGAGUGGAGGUAGCAACAGUGGUGGCAAAAAUGGUGGAAGUGACGGAGGUCGCCCCUCUCUGACCGCACGCAUGGCAGACUCAUGGCGCCGAACUCCAGUCACAUGGUACCCGAUCCCGAUCCUGCUCGGCGCCAUUGUCCUCGUAGGGGUACAGGCGAGGCGCAACUAUGUGGCAGAUAUGGAGGCUAGUGGUGGUGCUGGUGGGAAGCGUGGGAAGAUCGUGGACGAGAACGGGCAGGUUGUCACCAUGAGUGGGCCAUGGACUGUCUACGUCCUUGGCGCCCUCCCGCUGAAUGCCAUCUCACGGCUCUGGGGCUGGGCGAAUAACCUUACCCUCCCCGUCUGGUUCAGACCCAUGGGCUUCCGCCUCUACGCCCGCAUCUUCGGCUGCAACCUUGACGAGAUGAAGGACAAGGACCUCACGCACUACUCCUCGCUCGGCGAAUUCUUCUACCGCGAGCUCGUGGAUGGCGCACGCGCCAUCGAUGAUGAAGCUCCGAUUGUGUCGCCUGCCGAUGGAACUGUCCUUCAUUUCGGGACCAUCCAGGGCCGCCGAGUGGAGCAGGUGAAAGGAAUCACAUACUCCCUCGAUGCGCUCUUGGGACUGAGUAGCGACCCGCAGGGCAUCGAUGAGGCACAUGGUGGACCAGGCUCCCAGCUGGAUGAAAAGCAGUUUGCUGCCAUCAAUGGCAUCGACUACUCGCUCGACCGACUUCUCGGUGAUGAGAAGAAGCCGGGCAAGAUCAAGCGAUUCGUCAGCUGGAGGUGGUGGAAGAGCAAGGUCUGGGGGAAGAGCAGCAAGGAGACCGCCACGCCUGCGACGACCGGCGGUAGUUCAACGCCGAUCCCGCAGUCAAGAAGACCAAGCGAUGCAGAGCCUGGUGCCACCAAGGAGCAGCCCAGCAGCGACGACAGCGACGACGAAGACGGCGAUAUCAGCGAAGCGGGCGUAGAGACCCCUGAUUCACCCGAGAUCCUCUCCCGCUACGCCUCCGUUGCCUACGAAAUGGGCUCUGGUGCCCUUCCUCCCUUCCUGCAACGUCAUUCCCCUGUCGGACACCAAGGCGAGGGCCUCGCAGAGGGUAAUCGUCUCCAUUUCGCCGUCAUCUACCUCGCCCCAGGAGACUACCAUCGCUUCCACUCCCCGACCAACUGGGUGGCAGAACGUAGGAGACAUUUCCGCGGCGAGCUCUAUUCCGUCAGCCCCUACAUUGCGAAUCGCCUAGGCAAUCUUUUCAUCCUCAACGAGCGCGUGGCCCUACUAGGUCGCUGGCGCUACGGCUUCUUCAGCAUGAUCCCUGUGGGCGCGACGAAUGUCGGGUCCAUCCGCAUCAAUUUCGAUACCGAGCUGCGCACGAAUGUCAAGGAGCAGCGCCCUCUAGCUGGUACCUACUCCGAGGCGUCUUACGGCAAAGCGUCGCGUCUUCUUGGCGGACAGCCUCUGUCCAAGGGAGAGGAGAUGGGUGGUUUCCUCCUAGGAAGCACGAUUGUGCUCGUCUGGGAGAGUCCGGAAUUUGCCUUCGAGGUCAAGCCGGGACAGAAGGUCAAGGUGGGAGAGAGAUUGGGCGACCUAGGUAGGGUCGCAAAGGGGGAGAGGGAAGAGCCCGAGGCAGGAACGAGGCAGAGGAAGUGGUAUAGGCUUUGGAGGCUGUGAGGAGGGCGCUCGCAUACAUACACUCUCUUCUUUGCAGCGUAGUUGCUGAUGCUGAUGCUGGACGAUCGCACGAAAUGAUAGCAAAACGUCAAACAAGCUAGAUUGGUAUUGCGGAGCGGUAGAGGUGUGCGCUAGACGGAUGAUCAUGGUAUGCUGGGAACGAUUGGCCUCCGUACGGCGUCACACGGCUUGGUCUACCUUCUCCCACUCCUCGCUGCUGUCAUCUUCGUCGUCCUCGUCCUGCCUUUCCUCCGCCUCCUCACCCUGCCCUUGACCCUGGUCCUGCGUCGCCAUCAACCCAGCAGGCGGCAGCGUGCCGUUCUUCUUCUCUCCCAUCACCCGCUCCACAACCUCGUGCGUACGAUCGCGCCACCUCCUCGCCAGGCCGCGAACAUUGCACUCCUCCUCGCUCCCAUUGUCCACCACCUUUCCAACCUCAUCGCUCUCUGGCUGCCAGGCGUCAAUACGACCGAAGUGGACGUAU